Hemibagrus wyckioides is the source of this 4651-nucleotide messenger RNA. It is a transcript of the gene gucy2d, whose product is annotated as guanylate cyclase 2D, retinal. The transcript is spliced from 19 exons. The coding region runs from base 1 to 3423 and encodes 1140 amino acids. NCBI's taxonomy places the organism in Eukaryota, Metazoa, Chordata, Actinopteri, Siluriformes, Bagridae. Gene Ontology annotation, biological process: receptor guanylyl cyclase signaling pathway; intracellular signal transduction; cGMP biosynthetic process. The record is from RefSeq and is a predicted model, not a curated record. Gene Ontology annotation, molecular function: peptide receptor activity; ATP binding; protein kinase activity.
AUGACUGUCCAUAGAGACCCUAACUUCCUCUGGCAAUCUCACCAUCCACGAUGGCAUCCAAAACCAUACACAGAAUGGAGGAGAGAACAUGACAUAGAGGACCAACCCACUAGGACAUAUGCACCCAUAUCUACGAACUGUUUAUUAUAUACAAUUCAUAGGCACUGGUGGCGGGGGAAUUGGUUUCUCCUGACUCUGCUCAUAGUCUGUUAUUUUCCCUGUGAGGCUUGGGGUGUCACUUUCAAGAUUGCACUGGUGGGACCUUGGACAUGUGACCCCAUGUACUCCAAAGCCCUGCCUGACGUGGCUGCUCGAUUAGCUAUGGCGCGCAUCAAUAAAGACCCCUACCUCAGUAAAGGAUACUGGUAUGAUUACACUUUAAUCAAUGAGGACUGUCAGACUUCUAGGGCUUUGGCCCGCUUCAUUGAGUUGGAAGGAUAUGGCUCUGUUUUUCUUGGGCCAGCCAACCCGGGUUACUGCUCCUCUGCUGCUCUUCUAGUCAAGAACUGGAAUGCAGGCAUCCUGUCCUGGGCAUGCCUGAAAGCCAACAAGGACGAUGGGACAUACCCGACAUUCCUUCAGCCUCUGCCACUUUCGUCUCGGGUACUCUUUGCUGUGCUGCGCUUCUUUCGCUGGGCGCAUGUAGCCAUUGUGUCAGAGGAAAAUGACAUAUGGGAGGCAACUGGACAAGAGCUUGCUGCCUCGCUGCGAACCCUCGGCCUACCCAUCAGUACUGUGGUUACCAUGGAGACAGAUGAAGAUGGGCCCCGGAAAGCUUUAGAGAAAAUCCGUGAGGCAGAUCGUGUGAGAGUGGUCAUCAUGUGCAUGCACUCUGUUCUUAUGGGUGGAGAGGCUCAACACAAGUUGCUGACUAUGGCGAUGCACAUGCGUAUGGUAGACCGUGGUUACAUCUUCAUCCCAUAUGACACCCUACUCUAUGCGCUGCCAUAUAAAAACGUGACCUAUUCGGUACUGGCUAAUGACACCCACCUGCGGCGGGCAUACGAUGGAGUCCUCACCAUCACCAUGGACCAAGGGGAGCAGAACUUCUACGAAGCCUUUAAAGAAGCCCGGGAUAGCUACGAGAUCCGCAGCAGUGCUGAACCUGAACAAGUCUCUCCAUUCUUUGGCACCAUCUACAACAUGCUGUACUACAUAGCCAUGGCAACAGAAAAGAGUAGGUUGGCAGGAGGAGGCCGUCGGGUGACAGGUGAGGCUCUGGCUCAUAACGAAGGAGGCUUCGAGUUCAUGGGCUUCAAUCAACUCAUUUCGGCAGGCAGCAAUGGUGAGGGCAUGCAAGCACGCUAUGUGGUGCUGGACACAGAUGGCACUGGUGCCACCCUCCAGCGGACACAUGUCCUGGAGGCACCACACACAUACGGGAAAUUUGGUGCACUCAAGUACAUGGGGAAGUCCAUCCACUUUGCAGGUGCCUCCCCCAGCACUGACCCCAACUGCUGGUUCAGCAGCUACGUGGCCUGCAGCGGUGGAAUGGAUGGAGUGACCUUCUUUUUCCUUUGCCUCCUUUUCUGUGCUUUAAUUACUGCAAGUAUUUUCCUCUACCACAUGAAGAUUACUGGACAACUUGGUGUGUUGGGAGGGUUCGGAGGGGGAGGUAUUUCAACCCCCACUAAGAUAGUGCUCACACUGGAUGACCUGGUCUUUAUUAACACACAACUGAGCAAGAGGAAGCUAAACGAAGACAGCAUGACGAAGAGUCAGUUAGAUGAGAAAACAUCUCGUCACUCCGUCUCAGGACGGAGCUACUUCACGUCCACUCCUGAAAUCUCCAAUGUGGCUGUGUUUGAGGGUGACUGGGUAUGGUUGAAAAAAUGCCAAAAUGGAGACACUGUCACAGAGAUCAGUGAGACCACACAGUCCAUCUUCAUCAAGCUGAGGGAUAUGCGUCAAGAGAACCUAAACCCGUUCCUGGGCCUGUUUCUGGACUCAGGGAUAUUCGGCAUUGUGACUGAACACUGCACAAGAGGCAGCCUGGAGGAUUUACUUAACAAUGAAGAAAUGAGACUUGACUGGAUGUUCAAAUCAUCUCUGCUUAUGGACCUGGUCAGGGGACUGAAGCAUCUGCAUAAUAGGGGUAUCAUUCAUGGGCGUCUGAAGUCUCGAAACUGUGUGGUGGACGGUCGGUUUGUUCUAAAGGUGACAGAUUAUGGUUUGAACAAAAUCAUGAGCUCCCUAAACAUCUCCCAGGAUGACAGCAGGCCAGAGGACCAGUUGUGGACAGCCCCAGAACUUUUGAGGAGCUUGAAACUGAGGAGCAAGGGCACAUACAAGGGCGAUGUCUACAGCUUUGCCAUAAUUAUGCAGGAGGUCAUCUCACGCUCUGCCCCAUUUUGCAUGCUGGACAUGCCUGCGAAAGAGAUCAUAGAUAAGGUAUGCAGUCCUCCUCCUCUCUGCCGACCCUCUGUAUCAGUGGACGAGGCUCCACUGGAGGUCAUUCAGAUCAUGAAGCAGGCCUGGAGCGAAGAUCCAGAACUGAGACCCUCAUUCGAGGAGAUCUUCAAACAGUUUAAGAAUAUCAGUAAGGGAAGAAAGACCAACAUCAUCGACUCCAUGCUGCGCAUGCUAGAGCAAUACUCCACCAAUCUGGAAGACUUGAUCCGUGAGAGAACAGAGGAACUGGAAGUGGAGAGACAGAAAACAGAUGCCCUUGUGGCCCAGAUGCUGCCCAAGACAGUUGCUCUGGCUCUGAAGAAAGGGAAGCCAGUGACACCAGAGCAUUUUUCAGAGGCAACGCUGUACUUCAGCGACAUUGUGGGGUUUACCACCAUCUCAGCCCUGAGUGAGCCCAUUGAGGUGGUGGACCUUUUAAAUGACCUCUAUACCCUUUUUGACUCUAUCAUUGGCAUGCACGAUGUCUACAAGGUCGAGACCAUCGGUGAUGCCUACAUGGUGGCCUCAGGAGUUCCCACCCGCAACGGCAACCGGCACGCAGCCGAGAUGGCCAACAUGUCUCUGGACAUCCUGUCCUGCAUUGGCACAUUUAAAAUGAGACACAUGCCUAGUGUCAAAGUCAAAAUUCGCAUUGGACUCCACUCUGGUCCAGUAGUCGCCGGAGUGGUGGGGUUGACAAUGCCCAGAUAUUGUCUGUUCGGUGACACAGUCAACACAGCGUCCCGAAUGGAGUCCACAGGGUUGCCUUACAGAAUACAUGUCAACCAGAGCACAGUAGACAUCCUCAGAGAGCUCAAGCUCGGAUACCAGAUAAAUUCCAGGGGCAAAACGGAGCUUAAGGGUAAGGGAGUCGAGGAGACAUUUUGGUUAGUGGGGAGGGACGGAUUCACCAAACCCCUGCCCAUACCACCGGAUCUUACACCAGGGGCGAGUAACCACGGCAUCAGCUUGGAGGAGAUACCUACAGACAGAAGGCAGCGCUUCCUGGACCGGCAAAAGAGGAUGGGUUAAAGAAGGAGCUUCAGGGAUAUGCAAGCAGUGAUGCUGAUCUUCCUCCACCAGCUGUGACCGGACCUCUGACAUUCAGCGACAGAUUCAGGCAUAAUUCAGCAUGGGGUGGGACGAAAGAAGAUGCCCUGGGGAUCAUUUUCUUACACUACUACUAUGUGAUGAUCCCAAAACACACAUUCGGAGCUGGAUGUUUUUCAAGCGCCUCAGCCUCUCAACCACUGCCAUUCUACUACACAUUAAAACCAGAAUAUAUCCAAUACAUUAACUGUCCAGGUGCAUAUAUACAUAAAAAAAACCCAGUGAAGCUUUGUAGUCAGUGUUUCAAUCCAAUUUUAAAGAGGAUACAGGUGUAGACAAGAGGACAAAGGAAGCUUGAAAGAUUAUGAUUUGUGGACAUACAUUUUCUUUUGUAAAAAAACAACAACUAAUAAAACAAAUGCUUGUUUGUAAAGCAUCUGCUUGAUCAUAUAUAAUCCAUGAAAGGAUUGAAUGCAAAUAAUGCCAAUGCAGUCUUCUUCUGUAAGUGAUUUAUUCUGGUCAGCAAAAUAUAGGCUUCUUAAAUGAUUAUUUAAAAUGAUUUGCACAGAAUCUUACAUGUUAGAGUAGUACAAAUGGUUAAGCAGAAGCCAAAAGGAACUUUCUACACAGAACACUUUGUUUAUUUUGGAGAGAAUUCCUGUGUAAUGACACAUAUCCAGAGUCACGGUUGGCCAAGACUGCACAUUUAGAUAAAAAAUUCUGUCAAACAGCCGAGAGAACAGGACAAAACUCUCACAACCACGUUGACGCUUUACACUUCUGAGUUUUCUGUGCAAACUCAAUAGAUCUUUCCCACUUCUUUCUUUGCCCAAAAUGAAGAUGAUCAAGUUGUUGAGCCUGAACAAAAAUUCCUGUUAUCACACAAACUUGCUAACAUUUUUUAAUCAGCCAGCGAUGUGUACAUGAAUCGUGACGUGUAAUCCCAUUUUCUUAUCAUGACAAAAGGCUGAAUGUACCAUACAGCCACUCCAUAAUGAAGCACAACACGCAAGCUGAUAUAUGGAACUGGGGAAACUUUGCAAGGGGUCGUUGUUAUCGCAUCAACUGCAGUUCUACCGGACUCCAGAAUCACCUGCAACGUCUCUGUGCACUGAACUUUACUGUUCUGUCAGGUUCUGAAGUAGGCCAUGUUUUCUACUAAAAAGUUAUGUUAAUGUAGAAUGUAGGUACUGUCAAACUGUAAAUCUGA